This is a messenger RNA of Pipistrellus nathusii (Nathusius's pipistrelle), 303 nucleotides long. The record is from the annotation of a GenBank genome assembly. NCBI's taxonomy places the organism in Eukaryota, Metazoa, Chordata, Mammalia, Chiroptera, Vespertilionidae.
AUGUCCAGUGUCUGUGAAAUGAUGUUUUAUCUGUGUCUCAGGAUGAGAAACGGCAAUCAUUCCACCAGAUGCUGGGAACUGGUUAGCCUUGAGACCAGGGUUUCUGGGGCCACAGCUCAGGGAUGUGUAUUUAAUUACAGGGUCCCCAGAAACCCCUCCCUCGGCUGCCACAAGCAGCAGCUGCUUUUCUGGGCUUGGGAGCCAGGCCCGGACUGCUUCCUCCGAGGCAGGAGCCCCACGAGCACACCGAGUCAGAGCGAGCUGGGCUUGCUCUGGCAGUGCCUGGGCUCUCCGGAGGCCUGA